GGCCUCACUAUCCACGACUUGGAUACUGAUGAUACUGACGAUAGCGAGGAAGUUCCAAAUAUUAAUAUUAACCAGGAACAUCCUUCGCCUACAGCGCCCAUGGUUAUACCUACCAACAGGUCCAUUCGCUUUCGGUCACGAGUGAGAAUAACAUCCGGGGUUCACCGGCACCGUGAGCACCGACAUCGAAAUACCGCUGUUCAUAAUUCUUUACACCCUGCUGGAUUACUUGGCCGUUCUGAAGGAAACACAGCGGUCAGUUCUUGUUCCAGCUCACCGUCGUCUUCAAUCUCUGCCCCCAUUCGAUUCAGAGAAGACGAAGCGACGGUGUCGCCGAAAUGGGGUCCCCUCGGCCAACGCGUCCAAUUAUUCGUUUCCCAGCAAAAAGAUAAAGCUAAAAGGGUUCAGGCUGAUAGGGAGGCAUGCGAACGAGAAGCCAGAAGACGGUAUCUAUUGGUGUAUAGCCCUGGUCCUAACUCUGUUUCGAACUUUGCUCGUUCACCGGCAAAUGAUCAUGAACGUACACCUUUGCUAAAUCCUGCGAGAACAGGACAGCAAAAGUCGCCUGCAGCAGCGCCGUUAGGAGACGGCGAUGACUCGGACCUUUGUGAGAUCGAAACGGAGAGUGAUUACGAGGCGAGGUUGAACCAUGAAAUUGAUAUGAUCUUUGGGCAAUGGCCUAAAAGGCUAUUGAAUCGACAUUGGUGGUGGUGGCAAAUAAAACCUAUAGUUUGCUGCAGUUACGCAGAAGACUGGGAAACGGAAUUUUAACGCAAAAACAUGACUGCGUAAGUAAGUAAGUAUGUGUGUAUAUUGAGCGGACAGAACUUGUUUUGGAAUACUUAUGUAGUACAGUACUGAAGUAGAUUUUCACUCUCCUCGUCUGUU
Lentinula edodes (shiitake mushroom) is the source of this 888-nucleotide messenger RNA. RefSeq lists its product as uncharacterized. The record is from RefSeq and is a predicted model, not a curated record. Bases 100 to 771 code for a protein of 223 amino acids. Lineage: Eukaryota; Fungi; Basidiomycota; Agaricomycetes; Agaricales; Omphalotaceae. The transcript has 3 exons.